Messenger RNA from Aaosphaeria arxii CBS 175.79, 2045 nucleotides. RefSeq names its product general substrate transporter. Gene Ontology annotation, molecular function: carbohydrate:proton symporter activity. The transcript has 4 exons. The coding region runs from base 271 to 1893 and encodes 540 amino acids. Lineage: Eukaryota; Fungi; Ascomycota; Dothideomycetes; Pleosporales. Gene Ontology annotation, biological process: transmembrane transport; carbohydrate transport. The record is from RefSeq and is a predicted model, not a curated record. Gene Ontology annotation, cellular component: membrane.
CCCAGAUUCCUUUUGGAUUUUUCCCCGGAUUUGAAGUACAUGCCCACGCUGGAGUGAUGGGCCUUGUGGUGACUCGGCCUUCAUCAUCGAAGGCCCGAACUCGCUCCUCGUGAAGGUUCACGCCAGACGUCCUUAAACAUAUAAGACACCACCGACCCAACAUCCUCAUCAACUCUCAUCAUUCGGUCAUUGCAAGAGCUCCUUUCUGAUACAUCUCGCGAGCGGAGGUUUUAUUCGAUCACGCUGCAAUUCACCUCAUCAUCCCCGAAAAUGUUCGGAUCAAAGAAAGAACAAACUGUUGGACAAGACACAGCAGGAGCCGAGCUUGCUAAGGUAUUGCCCAAUACUGAAGUUGCGUGGUAUCGUACAAAGCAUUUACUGCUACUCAAUUUGAUGCUCUUGGUGCCAUUGUUCUCCGCGUCUGCUGUAGGAUACGAUGGUUCCAUGAUGAACGGACUGCAAGCACUUCCCCAGUGGCGAAAUUAUUUUGACAAGCCUCGCCCAGCGCUACUUGGUGCGAUCAACGCCGUAUAUCCGUCAUCUAAAAUUAUUGGAUUGCCUUUGGUUGCUUGGGUCUCGGACAAAUGGGGACGCAAGUUGCCUCUCUGGAUCGGGCUUUGCAGUCUUGUGCUAGCCCCAGCGAUUCAAGCAGCUGCGUACAACUUGCCGAUGUUCAUCAUCGCAAGAUCCCUUAUCGGUUUCGCUACAGUCUUUAUUGCACUACCAAGUCCAAUUCUCAUUGCAGAGCUUGCCUACCCAACCCACCGUGGAAAGCUCACGGCAUUAUACAAUACGUUUUUCUUUGUUGGAGGCAUUUCUGCAGCUUGGAUAACCUAUGGGACAUUUCGUAUGCAUUCGACAAUGGCCUGGAGAAUCCCAUCGGUUUUUCAAGCCUUUUUCCCCUUCCUCCAGUUGCUAGGCAUUUACUGGGUCCCUGAAUCUCCACGUUGGCUUAUUGCUAAUGACAGAGCGGAAGAAGCUCGUGCAAUCCUUACGAAGCAUCAUGCAGCCGGUGUUGCGCACUCACCUCUCGUUGACUACGAAAUGGUCGAGAUCACCAAGGCGAUUGAGGAUGAGCGCAAUGCAGCCGCGAAAGCUGGUUUCGCGACACUCUUCCGGACGGCUGCAAACCGCAAGCGUACUUUUAUCGGUUUCACCCUCGGGUUCUUCAGCCAGUGGAAUGGCAUCAACGUUGUGAGCUACUACCUCACUCUUGUUCUCAACACUAUUGGCAUUACGGAAGCCAAAGACCAAACAUUGAUCAAUGGCUUGCUGCAAGUCUUCAAUUUCAUUGCCGCAGUUUUUGCCGGAGCCAUGAUGGUUGACCGCCUCGGUCGUCGCAAACUCCUCCUUAUCGGUACCGGCGGAUUGCUCUGCAGCUACAUUGCCUGGACUGGACUCACGGGCUACUUCUUUACCAGUCGAGAUGCUUUGGCUGGCCGUACUGUGGUUGCGUUUAUUUUCAUUGCUUAUUUCUUCUACGACAUCUCAUGGACUCCUCUGGCCAUGGCUUACACUGUCGAGAUCUUCCCAUUUACACUCCGCAGCCGAGGUUUGACCUGGACUCUCACGUGUUCCUACGCCGGAUUGAUCACAGCACAAAUGCUCAACCCAAUAGCCAUGGCUGCUCUUGGCUGGAAGUACUAUAUUUUGUUCUGUUGCAUCCUCGUCUACCUUGUGGUAGUGAUCUGGUUUAUGUUCCCUGAAACCAAGGGAAGGUCGCUGGAGCAGAUUGGCGAACUAUUCGAGGGGAAGACAAUUACCGUUGAGGCCGAUUACAUCUUGGCUAAGGGCCCAGUCGAAACUAUCGAGGAUCUAGAUCUAAUUGAAUCCGAUGCCGGAAGCAAGGCCGUGGGAAACCCUACCGUUUCCGUUCGUGCCCAACGGGUUUGAGGACUCGUACCGUAGCCCAUUGGCUUCUACUUCAGGCCCUGAACACUGAGCCAGGCCGUUCCGCAAAGACUUAGCUUAGUGUGUUAUAGGAGUGGAGGAACUAGAUCUAGUGCUGGUCAUAUUGUGAGCCCGGAAUCAUGUUGAGAAGUUGG